AUGGAAGUCGCCCAUAGCUUAAGCAGUCAAUCGUGCAUGAAGGCCAUCAGGCGAUUCAUCUGCAGAAGAGGAGCUCCAUUGCAAUUUUUCUCAGACAAUGGUACGAACUUUCAUGCAGCCAGUAAGGAGCUCGUUCAAGAGGUGCGUCGUAUCGAUUUAGAGUGUGCUGAUGUCUUCACCGAUGCUAGAACUCGAUGGACGUUUAACCCCCCUGCGGCGCCGCACAUGGGCGGCGUUUGGGAGAGGUUGGUUAGGUCGGCGAAGGAUGCACUUAAGGCUCUACACGAUGGUAGAAAGUUAAAUGACGAAAUUUUACUCACUGUGCUAGCUGAAGCUGAGGACAUGGUGAACUCUCGGCCGCUCACAUAUUUACCACAGGAAUCAGCGGACGUCGAAGCCAUAUCGCCGAACCACUUUCUUCGAGGGCUGCCUUCUGGAGAGCGUGAAGAGGUCCACGUGCCAACAAAUUCCGAGGCACCGACGGCAGAGCUCGUCAAGCAUUGGUAA
Messenger RNA from Toxorhynchites rutilus septentrionalis, 507 nucleotides. RefSeq lists its product as uncharacterized. Bases 1 to 507 code for a protein of 168 amino acids. Gene Ontology annotation, biological process: DNA integration. Lineage: Eukaryota; Metazoa; Arthropoda; Insecta; Diptera; Culicidae. The record is from RefSeq and is a predicted model, not a curated record. The transcript has a single exon. Gene Ontology annotation, molecular function: nucleic acid binding.